Molecule: messenger RNA, 2226 nt
Organism: Lithohypha guttulata
Lineage: Eukaryota; Fungi; Ascomycota; Eurotiomycetes; Chaetothyriales; Trichomeriaceae
Gene: HCM1
Product: Forkhead transcription factor
Exons: 2
Coding region: 1-2226 (741 amino acids)
Biological process (GO): regulation of transcription by RNA polymerase II
Molecular function (GO): DNA-binding transcription factor activity, RNA polymerase II-specific; RNA polymerase II cis-regulatory region sequence-specific DNA binding
Source: RefSeq, a predicted model, not a curated record
AUGUCGCCGACGCGUCAACCACCGCCCAUCCAGAUAUACCAAGACUUCACUGAGAAGCGACCACGACCUCAACUCGCACCUUCCGCCAUGCCACUACAGGCCAGUCAAAGAAUCAAUUCGCAGGUGGCCUAUCCAACCAUACAUAUGCAUUCGAAGCACCACAUGUCGCCCAUAAAAUCCAACUAUCCCCCAAUGCCAGGCGACUACUCGACUAUGAACUUGGUUCCCAGCAUGUCCCUUCCAGAGUCUAUACCUAUAUACACUGAUAGUCCUCAAAAGAGAAUAAGUCUGCCAUCUUCUCAACCACUGAUGCCUGCACACUCUCUACAUCCUCAACCCGUCUACACUGCGUGGGAUGGUAAUUUCCAGCACUUCGACCAAGAAAAUUUUCAGAUGCACAUGCCUCUGCCUGAUAACUUUGUCGACUUUCCCGACCCUUCGCAGGUCCGAAGAGCCCCUCUAAAACGUUCAUACUCCGAAACUGUUCCAAGUAGCGACAAACCCUUCAAGAAAGGAAAGCCAACCACUUUCCAAGAAAUAGGCGAGGAACCUGUUGAGCUGCCAGAGCCUGAAGACAUGCCUACUGUCUCUGAUGAUGGACAGAAGCCACCCUAUAGUUAUGCUCAGAUGAUUGGCAUGGCUAUUCUCAGAGCACCAGGUCGUCGCUUGACGCUUGCCAGUAUAUACGACUGGAUCGCGACCACUUUUGCCUUCUACAGAGAGGAUCCCAAGACUGGUUGGCACAAUAGUAUACGACACAACUUGUCUCUCAACAAGGCCUUCAUCAAGCAGGAACGUCCCAAGAGUGAUGCUGGCAAAGGCUGUUACUGGGUCAUUCAACCUGGUAUGGAAGCUCAAUUCUUCAAGGACAAGCCACGGAAGAACAAUAGCAUUAACAUGCACAUGCAACAGCCCUUUAGCUCCCAGCCAAUGAUGCAAGCUAUGCCACAACCAAUUACAGAAGUCAUGCAGCCGAAGAGUUGGAUCGUCCAGUCGCAGAACAUUAUCGAGCCCGUUGCUCCUGUCCCGCCUGUUCGGCCACAGACUGCUCCCGCAGCUGAUCUAGCUCUACCUGAGCUCUCUUCUGAUGCCACACUGCCUGCCUCGGAUCCUGCUUUGCAUGAGGAAGAGAUCAUUCUAAGCAAGGAGGUACCUGAUCUGCCUGCGCCUUCCAUGCUACCACCGCCGUCCUCACCUCCUGUCAUCAACUCAUCUCCUCCAGUGGUACCUCGAACUUCGCAGCGAACAUCGUCUCCUGCUAGAAAUGUUCAUCCCUCGCACAAGCGACGACAGACAAGUGGUAUGGAUGACAGCGGCUAUUUUUCAUCACUCGAGUCGUCUGCCCAUCGACCGAGGAAUGGCGGUGUUAUGCUCACCUCGGAGCUUGGAUGCGUGCCCAGGAAGAAGGUCGGCCGUGCUGAAGAAGAGAUUGCUCGCAUUAGAAGCUCUUCCCACGAUAUUACUCCCAGUGGUCGUCGUUCCAAGAACCCAGCUUUGAACACUCGACGGUCUUCCUCACCACUUCAACAGAGCCCUCCUGCUGUACCUGCUACCCCUCCUGUAAUUUUCAAGAAACCAUUCCUGCCACCACAGUCUAUCUCACCUAAUACUCAGCUACGUCGUCAUCGAGAAGAAAUGGUUCGAUUCAUAGGAGGAUCGCCAGGCAAGCGAGAUGACCAGUUGGCAGUCGAAUUUGAUGCGUAUAGUCCUGCCUUUAAGUUGGCUACCCCAGGCCUAUCUCACUCGUUUGAUGAUAACUUCUUGUAUGAUUUCAACAAUCCAGGAACGCCUAUUGGAUCCUCACCCAUCAAGUCGGUCUUUUCUGCUCGGCCACCUAUGCAGCGAUUCAAUACCUCAGCUGGCAUUCUGUCAGACGUGACAAAGCGUGCCAAUGGCAAGUUCAACGCUAAAACACCUAGCAAGAUUCCUGACAACGUCACAUUCAAGCCUCCAACGACAACAAAUUUUGCUGGCUCGCCACUUAAGAAGUCAUUCACUACAAAGACUCCUGAUUUCUUUGCCGACUUCAAUGACGAGAAUGCAGAUAAUCUGUUCGAUUUUGGCUCCUUCCCGGACGAGGCGUCAGAGGACGGUGAAGAGCUGGAUAUUUCUAAGGGUUUCACUAAGAUUGGCAGUGCCAACAACAAUCUGUCUGCUCUUACCUCCACUAUGCCAACUACUAAGUCAAGACCGGUCUUUGCUCGAAGCUCUACUUCACGAUUUUAG